This is a messenger RNA of Arachis duranensis, 718 nucleotides long. RefSeq lists its product as uncharacterized. The coding region runs from base 11 to 529 and encodes 172 amino acids. The record is from RefSeq and is a predicted model, not a curated record. Lineage: Eukaryota; Viridiplantae; Streptophyta; Magnoliopsida; Fabales; Fabaceae. The transcript has 2 exons.
UGAACCCUAAAUGUCUGAAUCCCUAAUCCCAUCCCUUCGCCCUUCGCACUUUCAUUUCACUUUCAUAGUUCAACACUUCAGCUCCACCAUUCUCAUCAAGGUUCAGAGAGACAUAGGGAACGCCAUCACGCUCCGUCGCGCCGUCAGCUCCGUCGCGCACUCUCGGGCCUCUCGCCGGAUCCUCCGCGUCGUGUGCUCGCAUCUCGCCUCUCUCCUCUGUGCUUGGCUGCUUGCGCCUCCCUCCGCCAGUGAGUGCUCGAGCUGUGCGAGUUGGUUGUUGCUCGUCGUCCGUGGUUGUCUCUGCUUGAUUCUGCCUCCCAGUGUCACUCGAGUCUCGUCUCAGUCACUGGCAUCUCAUGGUUCGCCUGUCUCGUCGCCGGCGGCAGAAGCAAUUCGUGGGGUUGUCCCUUGCGUCGUCGCCUUCCUUCUGGUGGUCGUUGACUCGCCGUCGACCGUUGGUUCAGUGUUGGCUUCAACUUUCAAAUGGGAAUUAGGAGCUGGUGAAGAUAACAACAUCUUCUGGAAUUGAGUCUGUUGUUUCACUGCCUGAUGAGAAAGUAAGAUAUGAUCUAAAAUUACAAUAGUACACAGUGAUAUUUUUUCCAUUUGGCUGGACUCAGUGAGACAACUGGGAAAUAUUCUUGUUUGGUCUGAUUAACUAACUUCAAUAUUUAACCUUGUAAAUCAUAUCUUGUACAAUUCAGACAACCUUGUUAAU